Thlaspi arvense is the source of this 1455-nucleotide messenger RNA. The record is from the annotation of a GenBank genome assembly. Lineage: Eukaryota; Viridiplantae; Streptophyta; Magnoliopsida; Brassicales; Brassicaceae.
AUGCAAUCUGAUUUCAAGUAUAUAAACGUUGUCCCAAUCGGAAACGAGUUCGUCGAUCCCAUCCUCUCCCGCGUCCAUCCGAAUUUCCCCGGCAAGGGUUUCAACAUCAUCCGUCUCCGUCGAUUCUACACGCGCACGGUGAAGAAGACACACCUCAGCUUUCUCGACAAGCUCUCCACCAUUCUCGACGAUUUUCCUCGCCUCGACGAUAUUCACCCUUUGUUCAGCGACCUUCUUCGCUUGGUUUUCGAUAGAGAUCGCUACACGUUCGCUCUGGGUCAAGUGAGUACCGCGAGACAGCUCAUCACCAACAUCGCUAACGAUUAUGUGAAGCUUCUCGAGUUUGGUGAGUCACUGAAGCACUGCAAAUCCUUAAAAGCGAACGCUUUUGGGGGAAUGCAUAGUGUUGUAAACGAAAUCACUUCUAGCUUGGCUUAUCUAGAGCAGAUCAGGCAACACAUGGUAAGGCUUCCUUCGAUUGACCCAAAUACACCAACACUGUUGAUCUCUGGGUACCCUAAUGCGGACAAGACUUGUUUUGUGGACAUAAUCAAUACCGGAGGAGCUGGUGAUGAUGAUGAUGAGUUCACCACAAAGUCGGAGAUUUUUGCUGUUGGUCAUACUGAUUACAAGGAUUUGAGGUACCAGGUGGUUGAUGCACCUGGGGUUUUGGAUAAGCCUAUAUUUGGAGACUGCGAUGUUAUUAUCACUGGAUUGGCUUGUCAUCUUCCAGCUUCUCUUGUUUUGUUCUUUCUUGAUGUCUCUGGUUCGUGUGGCUACAGCGUUGCGCACCAGGCUGGUUUUUUCCACAGCUUAAAGUCUCGGUUUUUGAACAGACCUUUGCUAAUUGUCUGCGACGAGACUGAUUUGAUGCAAGUCUCUGAACAAGAUUGGGAAGUGAUUGAAGAGAUGAGUAGUGGGACGAUAUUGGGAGGAAUGGAGGAAGAAGAGGUGGGUUUGAAGAUUUGUAAUCUGAGGACGGAAGAAGGUAUAAUGUCUGUGAAAAAUGCUGCCUGUGAGAGGCUAUUCGACCAAAGAGAGAGACUGAGUAGCAUAGCUCAGGCCAAAGCUGAGAUUUCCAGAGACAGAUACAUCUUGGCUUAUCAAGAGUGGAUAGACGACGAGACAAGUUCUCAAAAUCUUGAUGAUGAUCAUCAUAGAGUUCCAGACUUGUUGGUUGAUUCGGACGUUUUGUUAAGGCUUGAGGAUUUGGAACGUGAAGGAGUAAAGCAGUCUGAAGAAGUAAAGCAACCUGAAGAAGAAGAAGAAGAAGAAGAUUUUGUGAUGGCCGAGGAACGUUUUACAGAGGAGCGCAAGGAUCAACUAGUUGGCAUUCGCAAGAUUCAACCCUUGCGGAUAUUAAUAGCCUUAUCAUUUUUUAUCCUUGUAGGGAAUACUUGUGGAGCCAUGAGCCAUUCAACAAUGUCUUUUGUAAAAUAUUUUUUGAAUGAUUAG